Molecule: messenger RNA, 373 nt
Organism: Plectropomus leopardus (leopard coralgrouper)
Lineage: Eukaryota; Metazoa; Chordata; Actinopteri; Perciformes; Serranidae
Source: RefSeq, a predicted model, not a curated record
UGAGCGAUCAAAACAAAAACAGCUCCCACACACAGCAGCUAGUGUCAGUGGGGGCCACUGCUGUUAGAAACCAGCCUGCUGUGUCAUCAUGCUACUGAAAUCAUGCUGCAUUUACAGCACCGGAGUUUUGUCCAUACUGCUCUUGAUCCUCGGUAUUGCUUUGGUCCUGUCUAACGUGUUUCCACAUUUUCUACAGUCGAUGGUUGAAAAGGAAGUUGUUUUGAAGAAUGGCACCGAGGCAUACGAGGCCUGGGAGAAUCCACCGGCCCCGAUUUACAUGCAGUUUUACUUCUUCAAUCUGACCAACCCAGAGGAGGUGCUGGAUGGGGACAGGCCUGCUGUGGUGGAGAUUGGACCAUACACAUAUAGGUGA